This is a messenger RNA of Sarcophilus harrisii (Tasmanian devil), 1648 nucleotides long. Its product is annotated as natural killer cells antigen CD94-like. NCBI's taxonomy places the organism in Eukaryota, Metazoa, Chordata, Mammalia, Dasyuromorphia, Dasyuridae. Bases 70 to 831 code for a protein of 253 amino acids. The record is from RefSeq and is a predicted model, not a curated record. The transcript is spliced from 7 exons.
GACAACUAGACAAAGAUAACAGCCUCUUUCUCUUUUUUAUUUCCUUUUAGAUUCAUACACAGAAUCAGGAUGGAGGAAUCAUCAAUUACAAAUCCCCCCAGCAUUCCUGAUAAACCAAAACUUGAACCUCCAAAUACUGAUACAGAAACUCCAGAGCAGGAAUUAAUCACUCCUCUUUCUACUGCACCAAAGGAAGAGUGGGGACCAGUCCCCAGUGACAUCUUCAUCAAAGAUGCUCCUAAUGCUUUUUCUCUGUGGGCAGUCAUUGCAGUGAUUCUGGGGAUCCUUAGCCUACUGUUGGUGCUAGCGUCUUCGUUCUUUGGUUACCAAUAUUUUCAAAAUAUCCAGCAAUCAAAUAGUAAUUUGUAUAACCUCACCAAAGAGAUGAAGUCUUUCCACAACAAACUAGACAUCUUCUCUGGAACAAUGAAGGAACUACAAAAGGGGAAAUAUUCUGAACCUUGUCUGAAACACUGGAUAGGAUACAAAGAUAAUUGCUAUAACCAAACUCUCUCGUGUGUAUCUUGGUUUGACUGUGAUAAUCUUUGUAUCUCCAUGAAUUCCACAUUUUUAAAAUCAGGAAAUGAUAUGAUAAUGAUGUUCAUGAAAAAGUUUAUAUCAGCUGAUACUUGGGUUGGCAUCUCUUAUCAAGAAAACAGUAAAGAGUGGAAGUGGGGAAAUGGUUCUUCUUAUCCUUUUGGAGCAUCACCAAAGUCAAAAUGGAAUUUCCGGAAUUCAUGUUUAUAUAUAAAUUCAAAUAUGUUGGAUUUCUCUCAUUGUAAUGAAACCUUGCCUUGUUUGUGUCAGAAGGCUCUCAGUGCUGAGAAUUAAGAAUUAUGUGAGAAUCUAUUUCCUAAAUGUCCCAGAAGCAUCACGAUUCUAGGCCAUUACCUUGACCUAUUUAUGUUUCUUGCUCUUGUGAUUUAUCAUUUUGUGUUGUAUCACCAUAUAUAAUUUUAUAAAUAUUCUGUCUAUGUGUUAGUGAUUGAAGAAGACUUUUAAAAGAACUUUAUCUAUUAUAAUCUGCUAUUUUUAAAUGCCCAGGAACCAAUAAGAGAAUUCUUUUGUAUAUAAUGAUUAAAGGGAUAAUUUUGUUUGGAUAGGGAUUUAGAUGAAUGGGUUAAUGAAAACAUUAUAAUAAAUGAUUUUUUUCUUUGCAUUUUUUUUUCUUUUGGGGGAAGGUAGAUUUACCUUUGUGUCUUUGGUCUUUUGUUUUUCAGCACAGGUAGAAUAAAAUAUUAAUGAUAAAAUUAUAUUUCACAGAAUCACAAACCUCAUGGUUGUAAAUACAGUCCAGAAAAAAAUUGAUUGACAAUCUCUUUUACAAAGCCUCUAAUAAGAGGCUAACCUUUCUCAAUUUAGAUUACUUCCAGGAGCCAUUACAUUGUAAGAAAGCCUUUUCAUAGAAUCAUAGAUUCUCAAAAUCAGAAAUAUAGCAUCUGUCAACCUAUUCUUUCACAUAUCCCUUGUAUGUAUGGGGCUGGGGAGGACUGCUCUAGGUUCAAGAUACUCUUUUGGUCUGUAUCCACUAAAAACAAAAAUAAAGCAAGAACAUAACACUUGGGAGCCUAUACUGAUAUGUUUAUUUUAGCCAAAAGAUUUAGUUAAAUCUUUUUUUUUUUCUGAUACAAUUGGGGUUAAGUGACUU